AAUUGAACAUCACAAACUUGACGAAAAAUCAAAAUUUAGCAGAUUUUUACGUGAAAUUUUCCAUUUUUUCCAUUUUAUUGGGACUUUUAUUGAUAUCGCGUGUCGCUUAUCAAACAGACUAAAAAUGGAGACAAAUUUGGAACAAAACCCGCACGAAACAGAUGCACCGACAACCGAUCCGCCCGAAAUCGAUGACGAAUGUUCGCAAGAAGAGCAGGAAAUGAAACAACUCGAGGAAGAAUUAAAAGCCGCCAAGGAAAAUACAGAAAAAGAACAAAAUUCCGAGCAAAAUACAGAUCAACAGCAGCCAAAUCCCGAAAAUCCCGAUGUUAAAGCCAAACUUGAGCGUCUCCGGUUGCUGCGACAGAACAAAAAAGAGAGAAAACGCGCGAGAAAGUUGCAAGGCAAGCCAGAAGAUCCGGAUUUGAAGAGAAUUUUGGAAGAAUUAGAGACGAGUUUUGACGGGAAAGAGUUUCAAGUGCUAAUUCGAGUGUUACAACCGCCGGUGAAGAUAUUAAAAGAACGAUAUUACGAGAUACGGAACGAUUUGAGGGCGGCAAUUACCAGAUAUUACCCACAAGUGGAUAUUAAAUUGUUUGGAUCGUGUGUGACAGACUUGAUUUUUGACAACAGUGACUUUGACUUUUUCGUCGACGUGCCAUCGAACGAAGACAACCUUUCCAAGCUGAAUCGCAUCCAUCGUCUCAUCUGCAAUUCCAAAGCCUUCGCACGCCCCAUAAAAAUCAGCAGAGCCCGAACGCCACUCAUCAAAGUCACUCACAUCGCCACAAAAACGCAAAUGGACAUCAACGUCUCCAACCCUCUCGGCGUCUUUAACAGCGAAUUCCUCCGUUUUGCACUGUCCUUCGACCCUCGCAUCAAACCUCUGGCCAUCUGCAUCAAAUAUUGGGCACGCUUGCAUCACCUUUGCGGCACGAAUCUUAUGAGCAACUACUGCCUCGUCAAUUUGCUACUUUUCUACCUCAUGAAUUUACGGGAUCCGCUCUUUCCGGCCGUGGGGAUUUUGCAAAAUCGCGUGCCCGAGUACUACAUUGGGCCGUGGAAUUUGGCAUUUGAUGCGCAUUUUCCGAAUACGUCGAACUGCAUGUCGUCGCUCAUCGAGUUGCUCGAGGGAUUUUUCCAGUAUUACGAGAAUUUUUCGUUCGAAACUGUCGUCGUGUGUUUAUUUUCGGGCAAAGCGUAUCCGCGGAAGGUAUUUGAGGAGUCACGUGGCUUGAUAAUGGAGGCAGAUCGUUAUCAGAUGGCACGACGUCGUUUUGACUUGCAACCGUUCACGACAACGACCCCGAUUUGUGUUCAGGAUCCCUUCGAGCUGAAUUGCAACAUUGGGAAUUCCGUGAAUGCGAACACUUUUAAGCGUUUUCGGGACUAUUGCCAGCUUGCGGUGCAAAUUUUCAAGGAAUUUCCGAGCGAAACGUGUCGCGCAUCGAUAAUUUUGAAGAAACUUUUCACUUCGGUGACGAGUGUGCAGCAGCCCGUGAGUUUGCUUGACAUGAUCAACAAUCCAACCUCGAAGCAAGUUUGCAAAUUGCAACCGAUGCAACACGAACUCGCAGCUUUUAGCAAAAUAUUCGACACGAAAAAGCUGGAUGACACGGAAUUCAAUCGGAAACGCUUCUGGUGCGAACAAAUGGUCGAACUCGUGCAAAAAAUGAUGAAAGAAGUCUAUCUCGUCAAUCUCUUUCCGUUCGAACUAAAACGUUCAACUUCCGUGGGUCACGUGACUUUAUGCGACUAUCAAAUCCGUCUCCGCAAAAAUACUUGGAGCAAUCGCGGAAAACUCGAAUUUACCGACAGACAAGGCUUCGAACGGGAAAUCGCCUUGUCGAAAGAACUCAAGGAAAAAAGCUCGCCGAUGUAUUUGGAUGCGGAAAUUACGAUUCAGGCGAAACGUGAACGAGAUUACAUCGAAAUUGAGUUGCAAGAGUUGUCGGGAUUGGAGGACAAGCAAAAGUUGCUGAAGGAAUUUUUUGAAGAAACGAUUCUGGCAUCCACGAGAAGUUUUGUGAAGUCGUACAUGAGUAUGAUGGCGGCGGAGGAACAAACGGAGGAAGUAAAAAAUGCGGAGGAAAAACAAAAUGGAGAGAAAAAAGUUGAGGAAACGGCGAAUAAUGAGGAGAUAAAGGCAGAAAAUGGCUCGUAAAAGUAGAAAUUUCCUUUUUGAGGAGGUGUUUGUGUGUUUGACUUAGACAAAUUUUAUAUUAGUAUUAGUUCUUCUUAUUUUUUGAUGAAAUAUUAAUAAUUAUUGAACAUACCUAA
Molecule: messenger RNA, 2280 nt
Organism: Culicoides brevitarsis
Lineage: Eukaryota; Metazoa; Arthropoda; Insecta; Diptera; Ceratopogonidae
Gene: mkg-p
Product: terminal uridylyltransferase Tailor
Exons: 3
Coding region: 125-2164 (679 amino acids)
Molecular function (GO): poly(A) RNA polymerase activity
Source: RefSeq, a predicted model, not a curated record